CCAAACAAAUCCUUCCGUUCGUUUCACCUUCCUCGCCGGAGCCGCCGUCACUUUCCGCCGGCCACCGUAUCUGACCCUGCCACCACACAGAUUCCGACUCCCUAACAAAAUUGCACGAUUCAGUUAUUUCAGCUAUUGAGUAUUUCGUUUCAACCACGCUUCAAUUUGACGCAGAACCACCGAGUCAUACCGAUUUCGCAACUCGGAUUCUCAACUUCUCGUUCAUUCAGAAUCGAAUUUGAAAUUCCAAAGAAAGCUGAACCGAACACUGAAUCUCAGUUUCCGAGAAGCUUCUUCCGCGAACAGUGCUUCAAUUUCACGCAGAAGCACCUAGUCAAACUGAUUCGUACCGCGUUCGUGGUUCGGAUUCGAAAUUCGCAAAAAACUUUACCGAAAACUGAAUUUCCUAUUCCGAACAACCUUCUUCUGCGAACAGCACUUCAUUUUAACGCAGAAACACCAAGUCAAACCGGUUCGUGCAGCGUUCGCGGUUCUUAUUCUCAAUUCCUCGUCCAUUCCCAAUCGAAUUCUCAAUUCCGAAGAAAACCUCACCGACCACUGAAUUUCGUACUCCGAACAAGUUUCUUGUUCAAACAGCACUUCAAUUUCACGUGGAACCGAGUCGAAGCUAUUCAAAUCUUUCUCAGCGCUUGGACUCUCCGUCGCCGGAACCUCGCAUGGCGGACUCCGACAACGACUCCGGCGGCGCGCACCACGGCGGCAAGGGAAGCGAGAUGUCGCCGCGGGAGCAGGACGGGUCCCUGCCGAUCGCGAACGUGAGCCGCAUCAUGAAGAAGGCGCUACCGGCGAACGCGAAGAUCUCGAAGGACGCGAAGGAGACGGUGCAGGAGUGCGUGUCGGAGUUCAUCAGCUUCAUCACCGGCGAGGCCUCCGACAAGUGCCAGCGCGAGAAGCGCAAGACGAUCAACGGCGACGACCUCCUCUGGGCGAUGACCACUCUCGGCUUCGAGGACUACGUGGAGCCUCUCAAAGUGUACCUCCAGCGCUUCCGGGAGAUGGAGGGAGAGAAGACCGUGGCGGCGCGUGACAAGGACGCGCCUCCUGCUUCUAAUGCCAACAACAGUGCCUACGACACUGCUAGUUAUGGUGCCGCUGGAAUCAUGAUGCAUCAGGGACACGUGUACGGUUCUCCUGGCUUCCAUCAAGUGGCUGGCGGGGGUGCCGCUCUUAAAGGUGGGCCUGCUUAUCCUGGGCCUGGAUCCAAUGCCGGUAGGCCCAGAUAGAUUAGUUAUAUAUCCUUCGCCCUGCUUUUAUUUUAUUUUUUUUUAGUUGUACUUUUAGCCACUCAUCUUUCAUAUUUUUACAAAUUUUAUUACUCUACUUUCAAAAUUAUGCAUAUUGUCAUUCUAUUAAAUUCAACUCACAUCAUUAAUUAUUGA
Molecule: messenger RNA, 1400 nt
Organism: Cajanus cajan (pigeon pea)
Lineage: Eukaryota; Viridiplantae; Streptophyta; Magnoliopsida; Fabales; Fabaceae
Product: nuclear transcription factor Y subunit B-3
Biological process (GO): regulation of transcription by RNA polymerase II
Cellular component (GO): nucleus; CCAAT-binding factor complex
Molecular function (GO): RNA polymerase II cis-regulatory region sequence-specific DNA binding; DNA-binding transcription activator activity, RNA polymerase II-specific; protein heterodimerization activity
Source: RefSeq, a predicted model, not a curated record